AUGCCUUGCAACAUCACUGUUUUGCUUUUAACUGUCGUCCUAGCUUUCCGCUCGAUCUCUGGAGCCUGGUUGGCAAACCACAGCACACGACAUGUUGAGGCAGCCCACAGACAGCACUUGUUUGGCGAUAGUUACAACCCUUACAUUCUCCCAAGGGACCACACGGCAGAUCCCGUCAACAUCUCAAUGCAGUUCACCCUCAACUUUGUUCUGGAAGUGGACACGGUCCGUCAAGUAUUUCAUUUCAAUGGAUGGUUUGAUGCCAACUGGACGGAUCCCGCCUUGGCAUGGGAUACAGACACAUUCCCCAUCACAAAAAUAUUUGUACCCCCAGAUGCCAUUUGGAAACCAGACUUAUUUGUUGAAAACUCUAUCAAAUCCCACACACUGAUCGAAGAACAGAAGAUAAAUCUUAUUCUGCAUUCAGAUGGAAGUGUUGAGUGGUUCCCGGGUGGAAAUUUUGCGACUAACUGUCCGCUGGACAUACGACAGUUUCCUUUCGACGAGCAGGUUUGCCCUGUUCAGAUGCAGACGUGGGUCUACGCAGCAAAGGAUGUGAUGUUUCUUUCAACUGGUACAAACAUCGUGAAUCGAGAUUCUUCGGAGUGGACUGUGCUUGAAGUGACUCACGAAAAAUACACCUUGUUCAGCCAUGUUAACAUGAAAUUUUCUGUGCGACUGAAGCGUCGGUGGGUGUACUACUGGUUUCGCCUGCUGAUGCCCGUGCUCCUGGUGUCGGCUUUGAACUGUGGCGUGCAAGUCCUGCCCUGGCACAGCGGCGAGAAGAUGGGCGCCAGCCUCGCCAUCUUCCUGACCCUCACCGUGCUGAUGACCGAGGUGCAGGCCAGUCUGCCCAACAACGCACAAACCAUGCUUCCUCAGCGUCUUCGUCGCCGCUCAUAUGGUUUUCGGCGAGCUCUCCGUCUUCUUCGCUAUCGUCUCUGUCCUCCGUCAUUGCAACCGCAACCACAGCGAUGGAACGACUGA
Pomacea canaliculata is the source of this 987-nucleotide messenger RNA. RefSeq names its product neuronal acetylcholine receptor subunit alpha-6-like. Gene Ontology annotation, molecular function: extracellular ligand-gated monoatomic ion channel activity; transmembrane signaling receptor activity. Gene Ontology annotation, cellular component: membrane. The record is from RefSeq and is a predicted model, not a curated record. Gene Ontology annotation, biological process: monoatomic ion transmembrane transport. Bases 1 to 987 code for a protein of 328 amino acids. Lineage: Eukaryota; Metazoa; Mollusca; Gastropoda; Architaenioglossa; Ampullariidae. The transcript has a single exon.